This is a messenger RNA of Plodia interpunctella (Indianmeal moth), 2145 nucleotides long. RefSeq names its product venom carboxylesterase-6-like (gene ae3). NCBI's taxonomy places the organism in Eukaryota, Metazoa, Arthropoda, Insecta, Lepidoptera, Pyralidae. The transcript is spliced from 3 exons. The coding region runs from base 44 to 1945 and encodes 633 amino acids. The record is from RefSeq and is a predicted model, not a curated record.
ACCAAAUUUCUUCUAGUCUGUAUUAAGUGCGCGCUAAGUAACCAUGUGGGUGAAUUUAAGUAUUUUAUCCAUGGUGGCUGCCCUUAUCUUUGGACAAAAUACGCCACCACAAGUGACAAUAUCUCAAGGUACAAUUGUUGGUUCAGAAGCUGAUGAUGGAAAUUAUUUUGAGUUUCAUGGAAUUCCUUAUGCUGAUUCUACUUCUGGCAGCCAUAGAUUUAAGGCACCAUUACCACCUCCUUCAUUUCAAGAUACUUUCAUAGCCAAUAGAAAAAAUGUAAGAUGCGUGCGUGCUCUAGGCGUUGGUUACGAAGGAACAGAAGACUGUUUAGUCGCAGACGUCUAUACGCCAACGUUAGACAACGAUGCUUACCUACCAGUCAUGGUGUGGGUCAAAGGAAAAGAGUUCGAUAAGGUCUAUGAACAAGAAUUGACAUUCAAGAACUUUAUGGAUAACGGUGUCAUUGUAGUGUCACUUACUUUCCGUGAAUCCAUAUUAGGAUUCUUAUGCCUUGGUACUGAAACUGCUCCUGGUAAUGCUGGAUUAAAAGAUAUUAUCGCUGGAUUGCAAUGGGUGCAACAAAAUAUUAUUGAAUUUGGUGGCAACCCUCAAGAUGUAACAUUAUUUGGGCAUGGAAGUGGUGCUGCAGCUGUGGAUUUGAUAACUAUGUCUCCUACAGCUCAAGGACUAGUCCAUAAGGCUAUUUCUCAAAGUGGCAAUGCAUUUGCUCCAUGGGCUGUAACUCGUGAUAAUUUGGAAUAUGCAGUACAGGUUGCCGAAGCUCUUGGACAUACAGUUGAUGAUAUUGAAACCCUUUCUGAAGUUUUUACUAGAACAAGUGUCGCUGCUUUGAUGGCAGUCAUCAAUGAAUUAGACCUAACUGACAAUUCUCUAGCUUUUGCUCCCUGUAUAGAAAAAGAAAACUUAGACAAUGUAGUCCCAUUUCUAACAAAAUCUCCUUACACAAUUCUUUUGAAUAAUGAUUUCCUACAAAUCCCAUUUAUGACUGGAUUUGUUGACCAAGAGGGUACCAUUAGAGCAGAAGAAGCUUUGGAAUCUGAUUGGAUUAAAAAAAUGGAAACGGAUUUUAAAGAUUUUAUACAAGCCGAUUUGAAAUUUGAAAAUGAAGAACAAGAAAAUCAAAUUGCAAAUGAAAUUAGACAAUUUUACUUUGGACAGGGUUCGAACAUUGACAUUAGUGAAUAUCUAACUUAUCAUGGAGACACUAUGAUUUUAGUAUCUACUAUACGCGAGGCACGCCUUCGAUCGACUGCGACCAAUGCCCCGAUAUAUUUAUAUCAGUUUUCUUAUAAAGGAGAACUAGGAAAGCCAUUUGUCGGACCUAUCCCACUCGAUUCAGCAACUCACAGUGAAGAAUUGGCAUAUAUGUUUUACGAAUCACCAGAUGAAACAGUUCCAGUUAGAGACCUUACUGUUGGUGAAAUUCUUGUAGAAAGAUGGACAAAUUUCGCUAAAUCUGGAGUACCAACAACGCAGAUUUCUCUAGUAGAAUGGAAACCAUUUACUGUCCAGGACCCGAAUUACUUACGCAUCCUUGACAAUGAUGAAGUAAGUAAUGAAGUUAAUGCUAAUUUGGAGGUUAGCUUAGCAAAUCCUCACCAAAAUACUGUGAAUUUCUGGAAUGGCAUUUACGAAGAACAUUUCCUGGACGCAGAAGGAAAGUGGACUUUGGACAAUAGAAACGAUGAUGACGACGAAGGAUCUGGUGGUGAAGAUGAUGGCGACGGGGAUGGAAAUGGAGAUGGCGACGGGGAUGGAAAUGGCGACGGGGAUGGAAAUGGCGACGGGGAUGGAAAUGGCGACGGGGAUGGAAAUGGAGAUGGUGAACCAGACUCAGCAUCGACUGCAGUCGGGUAUACUUUCCUUAUUAUAUCACUAUUCAGCAUUUUAAGCAACAUUCACUCAACACAAAUUCUUUCGUAAAAAGAAUUUUGUAGGUAAGAGUUGAUAGUUGUAAUUCAAUACACGCUUGUAUCGAUUUCAUGUUGAAAUCAAUUACAUAGACUUGUUAAAUUUAUAGGUGUAGUAAAUAUGUGAUUGCGUCGGAGUGUAAAUGCAUGUUAUUAGAACUGAAUUUGCAAAUUCAUUACAUUCGUUUUUCUAUCAAUAAAAAAUAAGAUCAA